Molecule: messenger RNA, 1186 nt
Organism: Pogoniulus pusillus (Red-fronted tinkerbird)
Lineage: Eukaryota; Metazoa; Chordata; Aves; Piciformes; Lybiidae
Gene: DGUOK
Product: deoxyguanosine kinase
Exons: 7
Coding region: 17-826 (269 amino acids)
Biological process (GO): nucleobase-containing compound metabolic process
Cellular component (GO): cytoplasm
Molecular function (GO): ATP binding; deoxyguanosine kinase activity
Source: RefSeq, a predicted model, not a curated record
CUGCGCUCAUUAGCAUAUGACGCGGGAAGGCGGAAGCGGCGGAGGCAUGGGGCGGGGGGGGACCGCGCUGCGCCUGGCGCUGGAGGGCAACAUCGCCGUGGGCAAAUCGACCUUCCUGAGGCUGCUGGGUGCCACCUUCCCGCGGUGGCACUUGGUGACCGAGCCUGUGACCCAAUGGCGCAAGGUGCCGGGCAGCGGCGGCGGCGGCGCGGCAGAGGCAUCUGCAGGCACUGCCAACCUUCUGCAGCUGAUGUACCAGGAGCCUGAGCGCUGGUCCUACACCUUCCAGACCUUCUCCUGCAUCAGCCGCAUGAAGAUGAUGCUGGAGCCACCUCCCGAGCAGCUCCCUGGGCCCCCCCACCCCGUGAGGGUCUUUGAACGCUCCGUCUACAGUGACAGGUAUGUCUUUGCCAAGAACCUCUCUGAGGUGGGGCACCUGCAGCCGUUGGAGUGGGCCAUUUACCAGGACUGGCAUGAGUUCCUGCUGCGUCAGCUGGGCACCCAGAUCGCCCUCCAUGGCUUCCUCUACCUGCGAGCCACACCACAGACGUGCCUGGAGCGGCUGCGGCGGCGGGCGAGGAGCGAGGAGGGUGGUGUCCAGCUGGGCUACCUGCAGCAGCUCCACAGCCAGCACGAGCAGUGGCUGCUGGACAGGACCACGGAGGUCCACUUUGAGGAGGUGAAGCAGGCACCUGUGCUGCUGCUGGACGUGGACAAGGACUUCGAGCACGAUGAGGCCAUGCAGAGUGUCCUCAUGGCACAGGUGGAGGCUUUUGUGAGGUCGCUGCAAGCUGAGGCUUUGCCAUCUGAUCCUGACCCUCACUGAGCUCUGGCAGCAGCCUCCCAGCCCAGCAGUGCCCUCACCAGAGCUGGGAAAGUGGCAUCACCUCCACGAGCUCCAGCCCAAGGUCCUGACACCAGCAGACAAAUCCUGGUCCCCAGUGUCCCCUUUGGCCCCUCUGUUUGGGGCAGGGGCUGCUUUGAAGGGCUGAUGAGUUCUAGGGUGCUCCCUGCCUGUGCUUUGGGGAUCAGCAUCACCACCACCUCUUCCUCAUCCAUAGGGAUUCCCAGCUGGGAAUGCUGGAGCCAGUGGUUAAAUCCCAGUGGGAAUGUUGGAGUUCUGAUAAUUUAUUAUUUAUUAGAUACCUUUUCCCCCUUCCUUUAAUUAAAAGCAAAGAAUCUUUGA